AUGCUCCAAAAUGAAGGUUUGAGGCAGGUACAUGAUAUGCUAGUACCUCAUGAUGAUCAAAGUACUCAGCCAAGUGAAUUUGUUCCUCAUCUGUUCUAUUCGCUGUAUCAAAUUCGCAAGGAUCCAAGUAAUUCCAACCAAUUGGAAACUUCGACGGGAUUCAUUAAACAUAGGCUAAAAAACUGUAAAAGCUUAAUAGCUACAAAUGAAGACUGCCGUAAUCUGUUGAGCAAGAGUGUUGAGGAAUGGCAACAAGAUAUUCGUAACAAAGAGAAGGAGCUAGAGGUCAAGCGUAAGAUGUUGGAUGAUUUGGGUAAACGUCUACAAGUAUUUAAGGAACGUAAGUAA
Molecule: messenger RNA, 348 nt
Organism: Zygosaccharomyces rouxii
Lineage: Eukaryota; Fungi; Ascomycota; Saccharomycetes; Saccharomycetales; Saccharomycetaceae
Gene: CSE2
Product: Cse2p
Exons: 1
Coding region: 1-348 (115 amino acids)
Biological process (GO): regulation of transcription by RNA polymerase II
Cellular component (GO): mediator complex
Molecular function (GO): transcription coregulator activity
Source: RefSeq, a predicted model, not a curated record